This is a messenger RNA of Aspergillus tanneri, 1047 nucleotides long. RefSeq lists its product as uncharacterized. The transcript has a single exon. Bases 1 to 1047 code for a protein of 348 amino acids. Lineage: Eukaryota; Fungi; Ascomycota; Eurotiomycetes; Eurotiales; Aspergillaceae. The record is from RefSeq and is a predicted model, not a curated record.
AUGCACACUGUAUACACUACUUUUAUACUUGUGACCAAAGGCUUGCUUAGCACUACCGUCGUGUUUACCAUUUUCCUCAUUUCCGAGGUUAACUACCAGCAGUUUACCAUUGCCUCCUCGAAAAUAGAGAGCGUAACUGUUAACACGUACAAGCCCAGUAGGAUUCAGGUGCCUUCAGGGAGGAUGAUUACUUCGCCGCCUGGCGAAGUUAAUCGUCCGUUAUUAAUAUCAACCUUGGUUGGUCUUCCACCCAUCACCACCACCACCAGCAGCGACCCAUGGGGUUGUCUAUUCUUUACCACCUGGUUGUCCACUGUAGGCUACAGCCCGCCGUUAUUUAUCACACCCAUAAUCCCGGCACCCACCAAAAUCCCUGGCAACGACAACUCUCUCACCCCCACGCCGGAUCUGGGGGUCAACGACUGCACCGGUAACGGCUGCACAAAGGGGCCAGAUUGCACCAACAACGACUGUUUACACGGUGGAGACUAUACAGGACCUAGCAGCACACGCGGCGGGGACAGUACGAGCCCAAAAUCCAUCCCCCGGGGGGAGGUGGGUUCUGGUGAGAAUUGCAUGGAAGGGGGACACUGCUCGGGCGAUUACUGUGUCUCUGGCGGCGGCUGCUCGGGAGCCAAAUGUAACCGGGGCGGGGGAUGUUCGGGCUCCAACUGCAACAAGGGUGGUGGGUGUAUUAGGACCCUCCUGGAGAGCUGCAGUUCUGGACCCUGCAUCGGGCCGUCGUGCGUCGACAAUACUGAUUGCGCAUGGUACGAUAAUCAGGUCACUAUCACGGUGCAGCCGGGAGGUAGUCCUGUCCUGACGGGGAAGCCUACCUGCCUGACUAAAUACCCCUUACUCUCUCCCUGUGUCGGAGGUAACACGUCGUGCAAUGUGCCGUGCAAUAUUAAGAGGUGCCCCGCGAAUAGCAUGCCGAUGGCCAAGGGGUGCUCAAGGGCUGAGCAAACGACGGGGCCAAGGCUCUCGACCGCGAAGGGAGCGGCUGCAGAGCAUUGUGUGGAAAUGGACGCAUUCCGAGGACGGUGA